UCCAUCUUCUUAAAGGUUCAACCCUGUGGGUGAGCUUCGGGCCGGGUUUCUUUCUUGCUUGGCGGUUGCACAGAGCCAGCAAAGAGGUUGCCGACGCCGCAAUGGCGGCCUGCGGCCCGCGCUCCCGUCAAUCGCCGGGAGGUGGCGCGCUCUGCUCAGAGGCCAACGUCAACCUUCUCCCUGUUUUUCCCCCUUCUCACUUUCUCCCCCCCUCUCGGAGGCUCGCAUUGAAUCGGCCCUAACGAUUCUCCGAUCGUCAUUAUUUGUAACCAUAGAGCAUGAAUUACCUCUUGAGGUCAUCAGCGAGAAUUUACGACUGGUCAACAAAAGCACGUGAUUCCCUAACGCCCCCCCAUCCCCCUUCUAACCCCCCCCAUAUUUGGCCGCAUACAUAGCAAAACGAAGUACAGUGCAUCGCUAUAAUUCAUUAAUACAUCAUAAAUCGUGAAGCACAGGGUUAUAACGACCACGAUCCACAAAUCAAGCCCUCCAAAAUCACCCAAAUGAGCUCGUACUUUGUAAACUCCUUCUCGGGGCGUUAUCCAAAUGGCCCGGACUAUCAGUUGCUAAAUUAUGGCAGUGGCAGCUCUCUGAGCGGCUCUUACAGGGAUCCCGCUGCCAUGCACACCGGCUCUUACGGCUACAAUUACAAUGGGAUGGAUCUCAGCGUCAACCGCUCCUCGGCCUCCUCCAGCCACUUUGGGGCGGUGGGCGAGAGCUCUCGCGCCUUCCCCGCGUCCGCCCAGGAGCCCCGCUUCAGGCAGGCAACGUCCAGCUGCUCCCUGUCCUCGCCCGAGUCCCUGCCCUGCACUAACGGCGACAGCCACGGCGCCAAGCCCUCUGCUUCGUCCCCUUCCGACCAGGCGACCCCAGCCAGCUCCAGCGCCAAUUUCACCGAAAUAGACGAGGCCAGCGCGUCCUCUGAGCCCGAGGAAGCGGCGAGCCAGCUAAGCAGCCCGAGCCUGGCUCGUGCACAGCCAGAGACCAUGGCCACCUCUACAGCCGCGCCCGAGGGGCAGACUCCACAGAUAUUCCCUUGGAUGAGGAAGCUUCACAUCAGCCACGAUAUGACUGGGCCAGAUGGAAAAAGGGCUCGGACCGCGUAUACUCGCUACCAGACCCUGGAGCUGGAGAAGGAAUUCCACUUCAAUCGCUACCUGACCCGGCGGCGACGUAUUGAGAUCGCCCACGCGCUUUGCCUGUCCGAGCGUCAGAUCAAAAUCUGGUUCCAGAACCGUCGCAUGAAGUGGAAGAAAGACAACAAACUGAAAAGUAUGAGCCUGGCGACAGCCGGCAGCGCCUUCCAACCUUGAGCCCAUCCGGAGGAGCCCUGGGCGGCCCAAGAGCCCGCACCACCCCCAACCCGACCCUUCCAAUCUUCCCUGCACUGUCGCUGCCCGCUGGGGACCAGUUCCCAUGAGCCUGUCACACCCCAGCCCUGUGUUACAAUUUUUCGUUUGGUCUUAGGUCUUCCCUUGGCUCCCUCUCUCCUGGACUGGUUAUCUUGUUAUUAUUGUUAAUAAUAAUAAUAAUUAUUAUUAUUUUUCCCUCCGUGCUCCCCACUUCUCUUGGCUCGCCCCAAGUUGCCAGUGUUUCUGAAUGUCCUCGUGUCUGUGGUUGCCCUCCUUUCCCCAGGAAAAAGAAAAGAAAAAGAAAUUCGCAUGUUUAAUGUGACUUCCCCUCCCCGUCUGUGUUCUAACUUAUUUAUAAAAGGAUGAUGGCUGUAUUUUGAGUUUCUGCUGGAAACUUCCAUAAGGGGCAGCAGUUGAGGUUGGGUAGUGCUGGGCCCAGCUGAGCUGGCCUGGGAAAUGGAGUCCAUGACGAUUGUGUCUCUUUUCUCCCACCUCAUCCUUCUUCAGCCCCACCCCUGCCCCCUCCCUAGGCUCAGGUAGCUUGAUCCUUGGGGUGGGAAGGGAGCUGGGGAAGGAUCGAAGUGUGGAUAUUGAGAAGAGGAGAGAAAGAGAGCAAGAGUUAAGCUCCUGCUGCUUGGUAGGCCCCACAAGGCCUAGUCUGGAAAUGUAUGGAAUCAGAAAUAAUCCUCAAUGUAAAAUGUCUUGUGAUUUUUUUUCUCUGUGAAUCCGUGGGUCUGGCUAGAAGGCCCAAAGCUUGUAAAUAUGGGGGUAGUCUGGGUCAGGCCAAUCACUCCCUCUCUUACCCAUUUGUAGUGAGCGAGUGGGUACUGUGCCCCGUGUGAAAUCUGUCUUUGCCAGGCCUGUCUCAGUGAUUAGCUUUUGGUAUGUCUGUAGCUUUCCUUGAAGUUGAAUAAAUGUUUCCCCACUCCA
Molecule: messenger RNA, 2282 nt
Organism: Arvicanthis niloticus (Nile rat)
Lineage: Eukaryota; Metazoa; Chordata; Mammalia; Rodentia; Muridae
Gene: Hoxb5
Product: homeobox B5
Biological process (GO): regulation of transcription by RNA polymerase II; anterior/posterior pattern specification
Cellular component (GO): nucleus
Molecular function (GO): DNA-binding transcription factor activity, RNA polymerase II-specific; RNA polymerase II cis-regulatory region sequence-specific DNA binding
Source: RefSeq, a predicted model, not a curated record